Molecule: messenger RNA, 1216 nt
Organism: Rubroshorea leprosula
Lineage: Eukaryota; Viridiplantae; Streptophyta; Magnoliopsida; Malvales; Dipterocarpaceae
Source: the annotation of a GenBank genome assembly
ACCAUGACAGAGGAGAUUGAGUCUCUACAUAAGAACCAGACAUGGAAGCUUGUGAAGCCACCAAAGGGACAAAGAAUUGUUGGAUGCAAAUGGGUCUUCAGGAGAAAAGAAGGAAUCCCAAGGGUAGAGACACCAGAUUCAAGGCUAGAUUGGUUGUGAAGGGUUUCAUACAACGAGAGGGUAUUGAUUUCCAUGAGGUAUUCUCUCCUGUGGUAAAACACAGCUCUAUUCAUGUUUUACUUGCCAUGGUUACUUUAUAUGAUCUUGAGUUGGAGCAGCUUGAUGUAAAGACUACUUUCUUACAUAAUGAGUUGGAGGAACGAAUUUAUAUGUCUCAGCCAGAGGGAUUCAUAGUUUUAGGAAAAGAAGAUCAUCUGGACCUUGUUGAUUGUCGAGCCUCUGUUGGUGCAAGUGAUGGUGCAAUAGCGAGAACAGUUGUAAGGGAUGUUGGGCUAGUUGAGCGAAACUAUGAAGGUUCUCAAAUGUAUUGUGAGUGUGGCUUCAAGGCACCAAGGUGGACUUUGUGGAGAUCGUGGAACAUUGGGAGACGAUUUUAUGGUUGCCGGCACUUCUUGAAUGAGCAUGACUUGGAAUUGUCACAUGAGAGAGCCAUUGAAGUACUGAAGUUGUUGAUUACUAAGAAAAAGGCUCUUACAAUAGAAAAUUCAGCAUUAAGAAGGCAAUUAAGAAACAGAAUGAAUGGAAGUGCAGUGGUUGAGUCAAGCCACACCAUUUCUACAAUAAAUGAGGGCACCAUACAAAAAUUGGAUGAAAUUAUCGAGAAAACUAUGGCAAAUGCUGUGAAUGAUAUUGUUGAAAGGAAAUUUGAUGUCUUGAUUGCAACCUCUGUUGGUGUUGAGCUCAAAAAAUUAAUGGUUCAUACCGUAUUUGGUGUCUUUGUCAUGAUGGUUACGUAUUUGAUGCUUUGAGUGUUGUUCUAAGUGAGUAGGUGGUGUUUCAAGUGUAAAUGUAUGGCCUUUGUUUUGGUGUUUUGUGGUCAUAUGUGAUGACCAAAAUUUUGGAAGCUUGGAGAACAUACCUAUCAACCAUUGUAAUGUAAUUGAAUAUUGAUGAGCCUAAAUUUCAUACAAUUAUACAUGACUUUUUAGUCAUUAAUUGUCGUCUUUUAUAUUUUAUUGGAACGAUUUUAUUUGGUUUUACAUUACUUUUAUCAUUCUUUGUAGGUAGAGGGUAAAACUAAAGAAAUUGAGAGUAA